AAGACUUCUCUUACUGUUUUCUGUUUGCUUCAGACAACGUUCAUGUUACUGUUACUGCUGUUGGCUAAGGGUUGGGCCGUCACUAGGAUGGAGCUUACCCAGAAGUCUCUUGUGUUCAGUAUCUGGGUUGUGUACGGAGUGGUCCACAUCUUACUCUACGUCUGGAACAGGACGGAGGUGGACAUAGUAGAAGAGAUAGAUGAGUAUCAGACGUGGCCAGGCUGGUUGAUACUUGUGUUGCGCUGUGUUAUCAUCGCUUGGUUCCUGUGUGAACUACGCACUACUAUGUUGUACGAGCACAACGACACCAAACUACACUUCUUCCUGCACUUUGGUGCAUCUGCGCUCGUCUGGUACAUCUACCUGCCAGUGGUCGCACUCAUAGCCCUGCAAGUCCCGCCUUUCUGGCGCUUCAAACUGCUGCUAGGUAUAACUUACUCAGCGGACUGCCUGGCGUAUUGCAUUAUGAUGCACCUGUUGUGGCCCACACGAACUGAGCAGUACUUUCUGUUGGCGCACUCACUUGACCCGAGCGAUGAGCUCGAUGAGUUCAACGAAGCACCUCAUGUCAUCAACUCCAAUUCUGGCUACACAAGUCUUCGUAACUCCAUUAACUCUGGAAGUGCACAGGACCUGACGUUCACUACUAUACAGAGUGCCGGGAGCACAUCCGACCUGGCAUCACUAGAGUAUACCAAGUUGGUUAUGUGAUCCAUGGAUCUCCGGGACGUUCCCGGAGACUCAUAUAUUCGCACAAGCCGUGUCUAGCUCUGGUGCUGCAAUCUGACUGUGAUCCGACUGGCGUUGUACCGGACGGCACUGUCACCAAACGGUACAACGGACUCACGUGCCUUCCCCGUUGUGACACCAUGGCAUCUUUUAUACUUUGUCUCGACUCGUACGUUAUUGAUUAGAUUGUUGCAUUUAGUAACUGUAAGUACUCGUAUACUCCUUUGAGUGUAAUUUGAACACGAAGUGUUGUUUUCGCUAUUUCAAUAAGUAAUCUUUUAUGGUACUUUUUUAGUUGAACAUAAGCAGUGAAUCAAAUAGUUUUUUAUAUAUUUUAAUUUUAGUACUUCAACAAAGCAUUGGAGUAGAAUUGUUUUCUACAGCUCUUUUAGGGCAAAUGUUUUUUUAAUUUUUGAGAAAAAUACUAUUAAAUGGUUUUUUUAUAGUAUCUACUCACAAAACUUGAUUCGGAAAACUAUUGUUAUGAUUUUAAUAGAUGACUAUGUAUAUGAAAAAUGUAUAUAAGUGGAAUUUUAUAAAUAGUCUGAGAAAUAGUAAAACAAUUACUUUUUAAAGCAAGGUUUUAAUAAUUUUCCUCAGAUAUUUUUGUUUAAAUAAAAUAAAUUUAAAAUGUAUUGUAGUGAAUCCUCGAUUAUCCAGGGACGAAUCAAUCUCUUGCAGGUUAAUCUUGUUGGCUAAAUAAAUAAAAAUUAUGAGAAUCAUACAUGAAACUCAAUACGUUAGGUAACAAUAAGACUUUUGAAAUAUGUAAACCAAUUAUAACAUUAAGAACUAUUUUCAGUUUCAAUCCUUGCUUCAAUUGACUUAAUUUAUUAUGAAAUUUAUGUUCUGGUUGCAAACAUUAGUUUGAAGAAGAAUUUUGGUCAUAUAACUUUUUAUCAGUAAUCUAUUUAAGGAUGGUUAUCAUCCAUCUCUUUCUUCCCUUUUUUUCAUAUUAGGGUUAUUUGUUUUUAAUUUUUCAGAUUGUCUACUCCUAAGUAAAUAUGCAUUAAAAACUAGUCACCAACUGCACAAUCGCAUACAUUUUUAAGAUAUUUCAAUAAUAAAUUUUGAUUUGGACUUUCCAAUACAUUGUGAUAUUUUAUUGUCAGAUUUUCUGAAAACUUUCCCAAUUCAUCUACAUAUUUCUGUAUUAGAAACAGCUUCAGGUAAACAGUUUGCGCUAAAAUAAUGUGAAAGCGGAGCAUUAAUUACACCGGAAGUGUAUCCAAUUUUUAGAUCAGACCUCAGUCCAGAUAUGCAUGCGGUGAAGGUACAAGGAGAUUCAUCAGGUAGCUUAUCACACCAAUAUGAUAAGCCACACCAAUAUGCUUUUAAUGUGACAUAAAGUAUGUCAUUACACUAUAUUGUCGAUAAUAUAGGAUUCAUAAGCGUGAAAGCUGUUACGUUAUAUUUGUUUCUGAUAGCAUAAACUAUUUUGGGUACAUAACAAUUAAAAAUGUUCUACUUACUAUUAAUUAAGUUUGGAAGUACAAAUAACAAUUAGCUUACUCUAAAGCGAAAUGAGCAAUUUGUCACGUAACUUAAAUGAAUAUUGGUGUUAAACUAAGUGGCUUGUGUCACUUGUAGACAUUUUCAGAUUACGUUAGAUGAAUAGCAGAUGUGGUUAAUCAUAGCCAUCACCCUUAACUACCCUGGAUAGUUGAGUGAUGACUCAAGUACAAAAACCAGUUACAAAUUAAUCUAAAAUAAUGAUAUUGAUAAUUUUAUUUAUAAUUACUUUCAUAGCAUCAAUGUAAAUUUAAUGGUAAGCACUUAAUGCAUUUGUAUUAGCAAGAGUUUUUGGGAUAGUGAGAUAUUCUACUAGCAUUAAUGUGUGUAAUCUAGUUCCAUUCAAAUAAAUUAUCAAAAUUUAUGAUUUAAGAAUCAAUAUACAUAAUGAGUUAUAACGUCAGGGUUUUAAGUAUUUGUUUAAAUUAUAUACAUUUAUUUCAUAAACAUUACUGAUAAAAACAAUUGGUAUAAGUGGAAAUUUAUUAGAAAAUAUGUUUGAGGAUAUAAAACAAGGUUAAAAUAAUACAUAAUCACAUACAUCAGCUGUUUUAAACCCUAGACUGAUCAAUUCUCAAUAUGUUUAGGCUUGUUACAACCAAAACAAGCAAUAUCUCUAAGCAGUUAUAAUAAAUAAGUGAUUUAUUUGUUGAUAUCAACAAUGGUAAAUAAUAUUGCAAAAUUUUGCUUUUGUGUUUCCAACUUAGUUAUAACUAGAUACUUUAUUUUAAUAUUUAGUUUGUAUUGUUUUAACAUUUAGUCUGUUACAGUGUUUUACUAGCAUUAGUCGUAGUCAUAGUGAAACCACUUUAUUCCAUAAUAUGUACAAGGUACAAAGAAUUGUGUCACUUCAAUAUAAAUGUUACAACUGCUGUAAAACUUAUUUUGUUCGAGGGUUCCAAACUUGUAGUUUAUGUAUUUAUUUAAAAGUAAUCCUAUAUUAGAGAUUUUUACACACCAAUCGUUAUGAAUGUUUCAUGAAGUAAGAAGUUCUUUGGGAAAGAAUACUGUAAUGUGUAAUAAAUUAUAGUAGUUUUGUUACAAUGUAAUUCAACUUUUAGUACUCCCUAACUUAAUUUAACCCUAGAACUGUCAAAGUCAUAAUUUACAACUUAUGUUUUCCCGCUGUGAGUAUAGACUUGUGCAUAAUACAAUUUGGGUGUUAUUGUAGUAUAAAUGGUUUUCUAACUCUUAAAAGCUGUUAUAUUUGUCAUGAUUCGAUAAUAAAGGCCUCGUAGAGUAUAAAAUAAACAUAAAUCAAGUCUUUGUUUUAUUAUUUUUGAAUAGUGAGGACAACGAAUUAAAAACGGGUGUUUUAGGUCUGGUACACAUAUAUAAGAAAAUCACUCAUCCCAUCAUUUUCUAACCAAGCCAUCAAUCGUUAAUUUAAGGAGGGGCCUCCCACUGGCUUUACCACAAACCAGUAACUCUUAUAACUGUACACCAGACCGUAAAAAUCCCUAACGUCAGGCGCAGGAAUCAAACUCACGACUCCAAGGCUAACUCCUGUGUCCAAGAGUAGCGCUAGUAUCCUGACUUGAUGUCUUGAAUGUGCUGAUAGCUCACUUAAGACACCGUCCUGUUGUUGCAGUUUGAUUCAACUGGAUUACAUGCCAGUUCUAGGGUUAAAGGAAAGAGUAACUUUAAAAUAGAAAACAUUCAAACUGGAUUCAUGUAUGAUGUUCCCAAACAGACCCCCACUUAUUGUAGGUAUCCAAAGGCUUAUUAAAUCAUAAAUUGAAUAAAAGCUUAAGAGUGAAGUAAACUAAGAAAUGGUUUAUUAUAUAGGUGCCAUUUUUCUGCUUAGAAUUUUAUUAUAAUCAGUAACACGUCUUGUAAACUGUGUUUACAAAGAUAAUCAUACAUUAUAUUUAGAUACUUCAGGCAAAAUAGAUCUAUUAAUUCAUACAAAUAGUAUUAUUUACAGUGUUUUAUGGGGUCUAAUUAAUGCAAUGAAUUUAUUUAGACACUAGAGAUAUCGCUCACAUAAUCAGCUCUAAACUAUGAUUAUUACGCCUGAUGUGCUUAUUGAAGUGUCAAAUUGAUCCUAGAUUGUAAGAAACCCUAUCAUUAGCCAUAUUUUAUGCUUGAAUUUUGUUUAAUUGUUUUGUGUGUUAAAUUAAAGCUGAAAAUUUGUCUUACCUCCUUGAGGCUUUAGAUUGCAUUAAACAUUUUGCCAAGCAUGAUCAACCAAAACAUUUUAUUUUAUGUAAUUUUUUUUCUCCCUUAUUCUUGAUAUUUAAUCCAUAGAACCUAUUCUUAAUUAACGUGUUUAAAAUACUAACUUCCUAUUUCAAAACAAGAUAAAUUUAACAUCUAUUUUAUGGGGAAUUUAUAUAUAUAUCUUCAAUAAAUGUGACCCCCAGAACCAACUUUUUUUGGGUCUUUGUAGGACAAGAAGCUGAGGAAUUGCACGUAGUCCUAGGACCUUUGUGCUGCUUCUGGAGUGACAGGAUAUUUUAAGUGGGUGAGGUUGGGAGUAGGGGCCGCCUCCUGUCAAGAUCCAUGAGGAAGGAUUUUGGGAUUAAUCUCAGUCAUGUCCCCUUGGAAGAAGGGGAGUUCAGCUGUGUACCAGGGGUAGCAUACCCUUAUGUCUAGGCUGGCAACACCCUUUAACACCUAGGGAGUCCCACCAACUCCAACAGUCACCCCUCCAAUAGACUAGAACUAUCGAUUUACCCUUGCAUCCCAAUAUCUUGACAUUUGUGGUUAGUGAUGUGGCACUCCUGGACAUCCAUAAGGUUGACCAGAUUUAAGUGAUACAACGGUUUUUGCAUCCAGUGUAGGUUGAAUUGGAAGUUAUAAAACAACUAGAAGUGAACCCUUCUGGGGUUCUUUGUUUUUAAAGUUUGUUGUUGACGAUGGAAGGUUUUUGACAGGGUAACAGGAUUUCGGACAUUUGCCAUCGUUAUGGUUACAAAAGGUAUAAUACAACGUUUUGAGGAUUGAAAUCUAUCCUCUUUGUCAGGUGGGGGGAGGUAUUAGUACAUGAAAAAUUGAGAACAAAAAGAAGAGAAGAAAAGGGUUCAAUCAUACUGAAAAGCUGCUUGGAGUCUAGUCCAGGUGUUGUCACUGCAGAGAAUGCAAGUUCCGAGCACAAGUCACGAGUACGAGAAACAUAUCACACAUCACAUUGGCACGGAUGAAAGUGGGAUACUAAUACGAAAAUCGAUAUCGGUUCUUUCUUUGGCACCGCGUCAUGUCAUCUGAAAUAAUGGGUCAGGAAGGCGAUGGUCAGGAGGAGGAAGGGUUAAAGGCAAGCCGCUUCCAGCCCUAUGCUUUGGUCCUAGACCUUAGUGUCAUGGUGUGUGUACGAAUUAUUUUUGGUUGAGGUUUCUUUAAUUGGUAUAGUCUUUUUAGAUAUCCUAGUUAGUUCUUUUUUAAUAUUGGUAUCCAAAGUGGUCUAACCUCAACCGAAUGUUGACUAAGCGAUUUGGUCUGCUAAUUUUAUGUAUGAAGCCUCAAUAAGUUUUCGUUAAAAAAAAUUCUCCUCGUGGUGUAUUACCUAGAAAACCUUCUGGUGUAUUCAAGGAGUAAAAGUAAAAUGUGUCCUGGAUUGUUAAACACAUUUCCUAAUAUUUUUCUAAUAAACAAUGUUUUUGUUUGUCAAACCAAAGUUAUUAAUACAAUAACCAUAAGAAAUAAAUUAUUAAUAUUGUUGUCACAAAAACUUACCUACUUCUUCCGACUGAGCUGUAAGGACUGAGGAUUUCUGAGCUGUAAGGAAUUAUUGAUUUGAGCUUUUUGUUUUGAUCAGAGAGAAAACACAUUAAAUUAUAUAGAUUAUGUUAGAUUUUAUAAUCUUUUCUUUUAUAUAAUGGAUCCCAAUAUCUGUGAUGGUUUUACUACUUAAAUUGUUUAGUUGGGGGGGGGCCCAACCCCAACCCAAUCAGGAAAAGUUAUAACUUUCUAAACGUACUUUAAAUUGUCCAAACAAUUUUCAUAAAUCUUUCUUGACAUCCCUCAGCUAAUGUAAUUCUUAAAUAUAUAAAAAGCUAAAAUAAUAGGGGAUGCUUUAUCUAACAAUGUUUUGUGUAAUUUACUGGGUUACACAUUCAAUAAAAUUACAGGAUGAAUGCAAAACUUCAUACCAGAAGUAUAUUUCACAACAUACCCUGAACAAACCAAAUUUAAUUUCUGCAAUAAACAUGCUAAAGGAAGACAUAAUAUUUCUUCACUGUAUGAUUUCGUAAUCGUAAUAUCUAACAUAGCUAUAAAAUUGUUCCAUGCAUCGAUAUUACAGUUAGCUUACUAGUUACUUAUGUAAAAAAAAUAAACUAGUGACAACCUUGUGAUAUUUGUCAAUUCUCCUGUAAAUACGACUUUCUUGCAACUAUGUACAGUGUAAAUGUGUAUUGAAUCACAGUGUAGUUUGCAUCAAACUGAACUUAGUAUGAAAGGAUUCACGAUUUUGUGUACAGUUUGUUACGUAAUGAGUUGCAAUUACAUGACGGGUGUACAGUGUACACUAAACAUUGUGUAAUGUGUACAUAGUGUAACGUGCAACGUGGAAUAAACUAAUUUGUACAUUUUUUUACCAAGUACUAACAUUUAUAAUUUUUUUAAAGGUAAUAGAUUAAUAUAUUAAGAAGAUUGUGAUCAUUAGAGGUUAUUUUGAAUGGUGUGUAUAAGUUUAACAUAUUCAGGGGUUUCUAUAAUCAUAUGUUAAUGUAAGGAUCAGGUUUAUCUUUGUCACUAACUUCACAGGGUUUUUGUGAAACCAAUACGUAUUUUAUUUUAUUUUAUAAAACGCCAACAUACAUUCUAAUAAUUACUGUGUCAGUGAUACAACUAUAGUAGUUCUGUUGUGUUGUGUUUAUUAAUCAUAGUUUGUUUAAUUUUGGCUUGCUCUUACGAAUAUUUUUUAAUUUUCACAGUGUAAUAAAAAUCAGCAGAAAAUUUUUCAUAACCAGUUAUUACUACUGUAGAAUAGAGAGACAUUAACGCUUUCGUUGAAAAAAGUUCAAUUGUCUUUAAACUUUGUACAGAGAAUAUUCAAUAUUGACUGUUAAAUGAACAUGUAUUUAAUUAUCGGACACAAAAUGACUGCAUACAACUUGGUAUUUCGUGCACAACAGAGAUUACUAUUUGAAGUCUGGGUUUUAUCCAGUUUUUAGAGAGUUUGUAAGUGUAUGUAAGAGGUGUGCUUAUAUUACAGCAUAUGUACUAUUGUGACAUAUGUAUUACAUUCAAAUUGCUCAUUAAAUAUUUUCAACUUAA
Homalodisca vitripennis (glassy-winged sharpshooter) is the source of this 7461-nucleotide messenger RNA. RefSeq lists its product as uncharacterized. NCBI's taxonomy places the organism in Eukaryota, Metazoa, Arthropoda, Insecta, Hemiptera, Cicadellidae. Bases 43 to 711 code for a protein of 222 amino acids. The transcript is spliced from 5 exons. The record is from RefSeq and is a predicted model, not a curated record. Gene Ontology annotation, biological process: G protein-coupled receptor signaling pathway; response to pheromone.